Eruca vesicaria subsp. sativa (arugula) is the source of this 1039-nucleotide messenger RNA. Lineage: Eukaryota; Viridiplantae; Streptophyta; Magnoliopsida; Brassicales; Brassicaceae. The record is from the annotation of a GenBank genome assembly.
CGACAAUCUGCGGACGACGACGACGACCAUGGCGCCGAUUCUCAGAUCCACUUCCCUAAUCGCUUUGCUCGUCUUUCAGAUUUCCCUCUUCUUCUUUGUCUCUACUCUUCCAAUCUCAUCUGGGAGUGAGGAUAGUUACACGAUCACGGGUCGUGUAAGGAUCCCAGCAAGCACUGCGAUUGGUCACGCAGCAAAAUUCUCAAAUAUCAAAGUUGUCCUCAAUGGUGGACAGAACAUUACUUUCCUCAGGCCGGAUGGAUACUUUACAUUCCACAAAGUGCCAGCUGGGACUCAUCUGAUUGAAGUUUAUGCGUUAGGCUUCUUCUUCUCUCCAGUGCGUGUUGAUGUUAGCGCACGGCACCAUGGCAAGGUUCAAGCAACGCUAACAGAAACCAGGAGGAGUCUUACUGAGCUGGUUUUGGAGCCACUGAGGGCGGACCAAUACUAUGAGAUGCGUGAACCUUUCAAUGUAAUGGCAAUCUUGAAAAGUCCAAUGGGUCUGAUGGUGGGAUUCAUGGUGGUUGUUGUGUUCUUAAUGCCCAAGUUGAUGGAAAACAUUGAUCCAGAGGAAAUGAAGAGAACACAAGAGGAGCUUAGAAACCAAGGAGUGCCUUCACUUUCUAGCUUGUUGCCUGCUAGCCGAUAAGAGCUCCUAAUCAAGAGUCCAAGGCCCAGAACUUCUUGCAUGUACCGGCUAAACACUUCUGACGAGCCUUUGGAAGAAAUCAGGGUCAGAAGAUUCCUUAAGCGAUCAACUUUAGGUUGCCAAUGAUUGUGUUUUGUUAGUGCAGUAUUUGGUUUGGACUGUUGUUAUAUGUGCAGAGACUCAUGGCAAGCUGACCUUAAAAUUUGCUUUUUGCUUACCCUUUCUUGUUAAACGUUUUGCUUCUCUUUUACCUUUUUUGGGUUUGGAAUGUUUCAAGUGAGUCUAUGGCAUUCUACUUAUUCAGAUCAUAAGUAUUAAAGUAUGUAUGUAUAAGAACUGAAUACAGACCGUAUGAAUUGAAGAGAGAAGCUUGUAAUAAAUUUACGUUUCUAC